Messenger RNA from Ostrea edulis (European flat oyster), 1419 nucleotides. RefSeq names its product cilia- and flagella-associated protein 251-like. The transcript is spliced from 5 exons. Lineage: Eukaryota; Metazoa; Mollusca; Bivalvia; Ostreida; Ostreidae. Gene Ontology annotation, cellular component: cytosol. The record is from RefSeq and is a predicted model, not a curated record. Bases 515 to 1231 code for a protein of 238 amino acids. Gene Ontology annotation, molecular function: cysteine-type endopeptidase inhibitor activity.
UCGAGUAGGCCUAAUACGCUACUUGCACAGAGUUGGUUGGUGGUUGCACUAGUAACUAAUUUAGUCUGGACCUCGCCGCCAAUCUCUCACCAGAGGGCGUAUUACGCUGCGCUACAACACCUCUGUCAACGUCUGAAUGUCAAGAUUCUUGGCAAAACUUAUUUCUACCUAUUGCAUUUUAAAAAUUAAUUUUGCCAAUACAACCACCAAUAGGAUGUGUAUGUACGUUACGUAUGACAUGGGGGAUGAUAUAGUUUCAAUAGACAGAAAUUCGAUAUGUGAAGCGGACAUUGAAUGUUCCGUACAAUAUAACAUCACUACGUCAGGCCUACCAUAGGUCCUGCACACUGGCGGAUGUCCGACAUGUCUGAUAUAGUUUUAGGAGGUGGGGAGGAGGUCUUUCGGUUUCAUUGCCAGCUCAGCUUCCACCGACUCCAAACCGGCGUUUUCGUCUCAGUGCCCAGACACCCUCACCCUUUUCUACUUAAUUCAAGAAUUUUUCAAUAUCUUCAUAAUGGGCUGCAGGAAAUCCAAGAACGUUGAACCAACAACUGGGGAAGUGUCUCAGACAACCACGGCUAAUGAUCAAGUCAAGGCCUUAGCUGGAAAGCUGAAGGCUGAGGUGGAAAAAGAAUAUGGAAAGGAACUAGAAACAUUUGAAGCCGUUUCUUUCAGGCAACAGGCCGUGGCGGGAAAGCUCUACUUUAUAAAAGUUAAUGUUGGAGACGAGUACAUCCAUCUAAGGGUUUACGAUCCCAUUCCCAAAGAAUCCGAAAAAGCAGCAGCCAGUGCAUCAUCAGAUCAGAAAACAGAAUCAGCAGAGGAAAAGAAAGAGGAAUCCUCAGAAGAAAAGGGCGAGUCAUCAGAAGAAAACGGAGAAGGUUCAGAGGAGAAGAAAGAGGAAACUGAUGGAAAUGCAGAUUCAUCCGAGGAGGCAAAGGGAGCUGAAACUCAGACAACGGAAGAGAAAUCCACUGCCAAACUAGAAGGUUUACAGAAGGGAAAGAAACUGGAGGAUGACAUCGCUGAGUUUGAAACAACUGAAGAACCUAGUGAGGAAAAGGAGGAAGUACCAGAAGAACCUAAAGAGGAACCCAAGGAGGAAGAACCCAAAGAGGAAGCACCUAAAGAGGAAGAACCCAAAGAGGAACCGAAGGAAGAGGGUGGUAGUUCUCUCAUAUCAAUGGUAAAAUCCGGGGCUUCCGAUGUAGCAGGAGGACUUGGCUUUUGAUCGACCUUUCUUUCUAUGCUAACGAGUUUACAUUUCCAUCAAAUUCAAAACAAGAUGCCGUGUGAAUACAUGUAUAGACGUUCAUGUCAAAAUACAUUUUGCGAGAUUUUGUGUAACGGUAUACCCACACAGAAACAUUGAUAUGUAUACUGUUGUCAUUGGUCAAUAAAAAUCUAGAUAUCCAUACA